Toxotes jaculatrix (banded archerfish) is the source of this 1355-nucleotide messenger RNA. RefSeq names its product heparan-sulfate 6-O-sulfotransferase 3-B-like. The coding region runs from base 1 to 1311 and encodes 436 amino acids. The transcript has 2 exons. Gene Ontology annotation, molecular function: heparan sulfate 6-sulfotransferase activity. Lineage: Eukaryota; Metazoa; Chordata; Actinopteri; Toxotidae. The record is from RefSeq and is a predicted model, not a curated record. Gene Ontology annotation, cellular component: membrane.
AUGGAGGAGAAGUUCAACAGACUCAUCUUCAUUCCCAUUGCGGCGGUGCUGUUCCUGAUGAUCGGCUACCAGUAUGUGUGCCCGGCGGACAGCAACACCUGCUACUUCAGAAGUGAAGACAAAGGGCUUUUCCAGCGGUACUCAUCCGGGUUCGAGUUAGUUUACACGGAGCCGGAGGCGGACGAGGACCUCCCCUCCAAAAUCACAUCCAAAUUCAACUUCACGGAGCGGGACCUGGACAGGCACGUCGACUUCAACAUCCGAGGGGACGAUGUGAUGGUGUUCCUGCACAUCCAGAAGACCGGCGGGACGACGUUUGGGCGGCACCUGGUCAAAAAUAUUCAGCUGGAGCAGCCCUGCGACUGCAUGCCCGGCCAGAGGAAAUGCACCUGCCACCGGCCCGGGAAAGCCGAGUCGUGGCUCUUCUCCCGGUUCUCCACGGGCUGGAGUUGCGGGUUGCACGCGGACUGGACCGAGCUCACGAGCUGUGUGCCUGUGGUGAUGAACAAGAGGGACAAGAAGAGCGCCCAAAAGAGCAAGAGGAAUUUCUAUUACAUCACCAUGCUACGUGACCCGGUGUCACGCUACCUCAGCGAGUGGAAGCACGUACAGCGUGGGGCCACUUGGAAAACAGCCCUCCAUAUGUGUGACGGCCGCCCGCCCACUCAGGACGAGCUGCCCGCCUGCUACAGCGGCGAAGACUGGACAGGCGUGCCCCUGUCAGACUUCAUGAACUGCCCGUCGAACCUUGCCAACAACCGCCAGGUCCGCAUGCUGGCCGACCUCAGCCUGGUGGGCUGCUACAACAUGUCCUCCAUGAGCGAGCUGGAGCGGGGCCACGUGUUGCUCGCCAGCGCCAAGGCCAACCUGCGCAACAUGGCUUUCUACGGCCUGACAGAGUACCAGCGCAAGACGCAGUACCUGUUCGAGCGGACAUUCGGCCUGCGCUUCAUCAGGGCCUUCACGCAGAUCAACAGCACGCGCGCAGCCAGCGUGGGAAUCAGCGAGAAGGUACGGUGGCGCAUCGAGGGGCUCAACGCCCUCGACAUGGAGCUGUACGAGUACGCCAAGGAGCUCUUCCUGCGGCGCUACCAGUACACCCGCCAGAGGCAGCACCAGGAGGACCGGCUGAGGAGGAGGCAGGAGAGGCAGCACAGGCAGAGGCUGCACAGGACCUAUCUGGCUGAGCUUUGGAGACUAGGAGGAGGAGGAGGGGGGGAGGAGGAGGAGGAAGAGGAGGAGGAAGAGGUGAAGGUGCUUGAGGAAGUAGCCACCACAGAGGACUACAGCAGCCAGGUGGUGCGGUGGUGAGGACGGGAACUAAAAAAAAAACAAAACACCAGUGCACAGACUGA